UACUUUUUUGAACAUUUGUGGAAAGCUGGUGAACAUAACAUUAAAAUAUUUUUUUAAUUUUUAAAUAUUUUGGAUUAAAUUUAAAAUGAACAAACAAAUGGUCACCCGAUUUUGUUUCAUCUUUUUCCUACUCGGAUUUCUACAAAAUCCGGGAUAUUCAGUUGCCGAAAACAGUCUCUGUUUAGCGACAUGCUUCAAGUCCGGGAAGCUUAUACACGAAUAUAUAUCCGAUUUAAAAGAAGAAAUCAGAGCGAAAAAUGUUGAACUUCGAAAAGCUCAAGACUAUGCGAAGGAUAAUUUAAUUGAUAGGUUGCGUACAGAAAAUGAAGACUUGAGAAGAAUUCUCUGGGAAUUUUCGCAGCAACGGAAUACAAUUUCAAGAGUCGAAAGUAAUAUGAUUGAUUUUAUGAUCAUGCAGAAGAAUGCGAUCCAAGAAGGGAAACUUAAGGCUGCCAAGAAUCAGAAAGAUUUAAAAAAAGAAAUGGAAGAAUUGCGUAAAAUAGCCUUAAAUGUUAAAUAUCAAGUGGAUAAGAAACCAACACCUAAAAUUAAAAUAAAGAUUAACAAUCAAAAUCAAAUGGAGAGGAAACCCAGAUCUCAAUCUGAAAUCGAGAUGAAUUUAAAAAAAGAAAUUGAAAAUUUGAAAAAGAAUUUAGAAAAGGAAAAGGCGAAUGGAAAUAAAACUUUGAAAACUGUUACAUCGAAAAAGAAAGAGUAAAUGGAAUUUGUGUUAUCCAAUUAAAAGUGUAACUAUGCGUAAUUAAUAAUUAAUAAUAAUUCAUUAUUGUUAUUAUCAUUUGUAUAAUUAUAUUUUUGUACGUUAUAUUAUAAAAGUAAAGUCACUGAAAUCAACAAUCGA
Molecule: messenger RNA, 859 nt
Organism: Drosophila willistoni
Lineage: Eukaryota; Metazoa; Arthropoda; Insecta; Diptera; Drosophilidae
Exons: 2
Coding region: 86-718 (210 amino acids)
Source: RefSeq, a predicted model, not a curated record